This is a messenger RNA of Lampris incognitus (smalleye Pacific opah), 960 nucleotides long. RefSeq names its product retinol dehydrogenase 5 (11-cis/9-cis) (gene rdh5). Bases 1 to 954 code for a protein of 317 amino acids. The transcript has 4 exons. Gene Ontology annotation, molecular function: oxidoreductase activity. The record is from RefSeq and is a predicted model, not a curated record. NCBI's taxonomy places the organism in Eukaryota, Metazoa, Chordata, Actinopteri, Lampriformes, Lampridae.
AUGUACCUCACUGGGAGCUGCGUGGUGCUUGGGAUACUUGUGUGGCUGUAUCGGGACAGCAUGGAGAUUGAGAACAUAACUGAGAAGUAUGUCUUCGUGACCGGCUGUGACUCCGGCUUCGGGAACCUGCUGUGCAGAAAGCUCGACCGUAAAGGUUUCCGCGUGCUGGCCGGCUGUCUGACAGAGAAGGGAGCGGACGACCUGAAGAGGGUGGCCGGGCCCUACUUGAAGACCACCCUGCUGGACGUGACCAGUCAGGACAGCAUCCAGAAAGCCAUGGAGUGGACCAAGAAGGAGGUCGGCGACAAGGGGCUGUGGGGUAUCGUCAACAAUGCCGGGCGCUCGCUGCCCAUGGGUCCGUCAGAGUGGAUGAGGAUCGAGGACUUCCAUAGCACGUUGCAAGUGAACAUGAACGGGGUGAUUAGCAUGACAAUGACCUUCCUGCCGCUCAUCAAGCAGGCCCACGGGCGUAUCGUUAACGUGGCAUCGGUGCUGGGCAGAGUGGCUGCAAACGGCGGUGGAUACUGCAUCUCCAAGUUCGCCGUGGAGUCUUUCUCCGACUGCCUCAGGAGGGACAUAAACUACUUUGGGGUCAGGGUGUGCAUCAUCGAGCCGGGGUUCUUUAAGACUGCAGUGACAAGCCUCGAACCCCUGGAGAGAGAGCUGCGUCGCUUGUGGAACCAGCUGACCCCUGAAGUACAAGCUAGCUAUGGGGACAAGUACCUUGACAAUUACAUCAAGGUCCAGCGUUUGAUCAUGAACGCCGUCUGUGACUCGGACCUGACCAAGGUGACCAGCUGCAUGGAGCAUGCUCUGACCGCCGCCCACCCGCGCACCCGCUACAGCGCCGGCUGGGACGCCAAGCUCCUCUGGAUCCCCCUGUCCUACAUGCCGUCCUUUGUGGUCGAUAUCGGGCUGAAGUUGGUGCUGCCACGUCCUUCGAAGAGUGUGUGAUGUGAG